Messenger RNA from Eptesicus fuscus (big brown bat), 1976 nucleotides. It is a transcript of the gene ATG4D, whose product is annotated as autophagy related 4D cysteine peptidase. Gene Ontology annotation, molecular function: protein-phosphatidylethanolamide deconjugating activity. The record is from RefSeq and is a predicted model, not a curated record. The transcript has 10 exons. Bases 173 to 1585 code for a protein of 470 amino acids. NCBI's taxonomy places the organism in Eukaryota, Metazoa, Chordata, Mammalia, Chiroptera, Vespertilionidae.
GCUAAGAUGGCGGCGGCGGCGGGGACAGCGCCCCGCUCCGGGCCCGGGGACCGGGCCGCCGCGUCGGGGGCGGACUAGAGCCUUCCGGGCGCUCGCGUCCCAGCCGCGGCCCGGACCCGGGCCCUGGCCCUGGCGCGGCCCCGCCCGGCGGGCGGCCGACCCCGGCGCGCCCAUGCACCCCGUGUCGCCGGCCGCCGCGCAGUACCGCCGCGGGAGCCCGGAGGACGCGCGCCGCCCCGAGGCCCGCCGGGCGCGGGCGCCCCGAGGCCCGGACCCCAACGGCCUGGCGCCCCCCGGAGCCGGCGGCCCCGCGCUGGGCCCGUCCGGAGCCGCCCCCGGGGAGCCGGGCGAAGUGGACAAGUUUAAGGCGAAGUUCCUGACCGCCUGGAACAACGUCAAGUACGGUUGGACAGUCAAAAGCCGGACCAGCUUCAGCAAGAUCUCCAGCGUCCACCUCUGUGGCCGCCGCUACUGCUUUGAGAGUGAGGGUGACAUCCAGCGUUUCCAACGGGACUUCGGGUCCCGCCUGUGGCUCACCUACCGCCGGGACUUCCCGCCCUUUGCUGGGGGCUGUCUGACUUCGGACUGUGGCUGGGGCUGCAUGUUGCGAAGUGGGCAGAUGAUGCUGGCACAGGGCCUCCUGCUGCAUUUCCUGCCCAGAGACUGGACAUGGGCGGAGGGUGCAGGCCUGAGCCCCCCUGAGCCCUCAGGGUUGGCCUCUCCCAACCGGCACCAUGGGCUUGCCCACUGGAAGCCCCCACGCUGGGCCCAGGGCGCCCCUGAGCUGGAGCAGGAACGCCGGCAUCGGCAGAUUGUGUCCUGGUUCGCCGACCACCCCCAGGCCCCCUUUGGCCUACACCGGCUGGUGGAGCUCGGACAGAGCUGGGGCAAGAAGGCAGGUGACUGGUAUGGGCCAUCCCUUGUGGCACAUAUACUCAGGAAAGCUGUGGAGAGCUGCUCAGAGGUCACCCGCCUGGUGGUGUACGUGUCUCAGGAUUGCACAGUGUACAAAGCAGAUGUGGCCCGCCUGGUGGCCAGGCCGGACUGCACAGCUGAGUGGAAGUCUGUGGUCAUCCUGGUGCCUGUGCGGCUGGGUGGCGAGACUCUCAACCCCGUGUAUGUGCCCUGCGUGAAGGAGCUCCUGCGUUCAGAGCUGUGCCUGGGCAUUAUGGGGGGCAAGCCGCGGCACUCGCUAUAUUUCAUCGGCUACCAGGAUGACUCCCUGCUCUACCUGGACCCCCACUACUGCCAGCCCACCGUGGAUGUCAGCCAGGCUGACUUCCCCCUGGAGUCCUUCCAUUGCACCUCACCCCGCAAGAUGGCCUUCACCAAGAUGGACCCCAGCUGUACUGUGGGGUUCUAUGCUGGAAACAGGAAGGAGUUUGAGACACUAUGCUCAGAGCUGACCAGGGUCCUCAGCUCCUCUUCGGCCACACAGCGGUACCCCAUGUUCACCUUGGCCGAGGGCCAUGCUCAGGACCACAGUCUAGACAACCUCUGCUCCCAGCCAACUCUGCAGCUCCCUCGCACUGGGCGGCUCCUCAAGGCUAAGCGCCCCAGCUCUGAGGACUUUGUGUUUUUAUAAAGGGAUGGGAUGGGGGAGAAGAUAGGACAAACACUAUUUAUUUUUUUAUUUAUGUCACACUGGAUGUGGGAGCUUGACCUCUGGUGGUGAUGGUACUUCCCACUUCUCACCCCCUUAAGCGCAGCUGAGACCAGCCCAGGAAACCUCCAGGCUGGGGCCGUUAAGCCAGGGACAGAGCCCAAAGGCCUGCCUCCUGCCAUUUGGGCCCUCCUCACAAGGCAAGGAGGGAGGGAUGGCAGGUGGGCUCCCAGGCACUCACUCAGGGCCUGACUCAAGUACUGUAGUUUGCACUGGACUGCUUGUGCCCUCACUGGCCUCAAAGCGUCUAUCCUAAGGGCUGGUGGCGGUGUGGGAACUGGCUGCUGGGGGCCAAUAAAGCCAUCUGACUUGA